Messenger RNA from Candidula unifasciata, 915 nucleotides. Lineage: Eukaryota; Metazoa; Mollusca; Gastropoda; Stylommatophora; Geomitridae. The record is from the annotation of a GenBank genome assembly.
AUGUCCAGUCCACAGUCUGACGAGUAUCUGAGAAAGUCUGUGCAGGAAACUGGAGUACAUGAAGGCUGGGUCUCUAUAUUCCAAGAUGACUUGCUGUACUAUUUUAAUCGCAGCAUUGCAAACGUGGAAGGCAAUCUUCUGAACCGCGAAGGGAUGGUACCAGAGAAAAGCAAAAUCUUGCUAGCACUGUCUCGAUGUGCCCCAGAAGAUAUCAAAGUUGUCAUCCUAGGCCACGAACCCAUUUCUAAUAAAAACCUAGCAACGGGGUUCGCAUUUUCAUUUCCAGAGGGAGAAAUCAUUGACGAAAAUGUUGGACAGCGUGAACUCAAGCCUGAAGAGGGAUUCAGUGUUAAAAUGCUACAUGACGUUCUAGCAGAUGCUGGAUAUUUGGAGCGCGGAGCUACCUACGAUUGCUGUCAUGAAGUCUGGGCAGACAGAGGCGUGUUAUUGCUGAAUGCAUCUCUGACGUACAGUAUGGGACAUUUUUCUCUUUGGAAGAAAUUUGUAUCUCGUCUGCUCUGCCUUUUGGUCCAGUUAAAUAGGUCGCAGCGUUUAUUUUUCCUGUGCUGGGGAACUAAUGCUAAAGAAAUUAGCGAGUGGCUGCUUGCUAAGCUGUGGGAAAUCGGAAUAGGGACACAGGCAAUAAAACACGACCAGCAUAACACUUGGGUAGAAAAUUCGGCUCCCGUUGUCGUAUUUGUUGGCGAUCAUCCCACGUAUCCAAGAGAUAAAAACGAAUUUGUGCAGCAAGCAAAAAUUCAGUUCCAUGCGAUUAAACAGUGGUAUCCAGAUUUAUUUACUUUGGAAAAACACAUACCAGCACUUGCACCUGACACUGAAAGGCAGAACAGGACUAGAGAAGAAGAAGAGGAAAAAAGGAGCUCGAGACCUGAGCCAUAUUUAAGUGCGCAAUAA